This is a messenger RNA of Acanthosepion pharaonis, 570 nucleotides long. The record is from the annotation of a GenBank genome assembly. NCBI's taxonomy places the organism in Eukaryota, Metazoa, Mollusca, Cephalopoda, Sepiida, Sepiidae.
AUGCCCAUCCAUAAAUUAAAAUUUUUAUUUAUUUCCCAAAAUAUUCAGUUAUUAUUCUUUCUUUUUUCAUUCUUCCUUCUUUUUUCUUUUUCCUUUUUGUUCAUUUUUCAUUCUUUUCUUUUUCCUUUCUUUCUUUUCUUUUUCCUUUUUUUCUUUUCUUUUUCCUUUCUUUCUUUUCUUUUUCUUUUUUUUCACUCUUUCUCCCUUUUUCUUUCCAUUCUUUCUUUCUUUUAUUUUUAUUUUUCAUUCUUUCUUUCUUUUGUUUUCUUUUUCAUUCUUUAUCCCUUUCUCUUUCUUUUUUUAUUUUCUUUUUCUUUUUUCUUUCAUUCUUUCUCUUUUGUCUUUUCUUUCUUUCUUUCUUUUUCAUUUUUAUCUCUUUCUCUUUCCUUUCUUUCUUUUCUAAUUCUUUUCCCUUUUUCAUUCUUUUUUCUUUUCUUUCUUUUUUCUCUCUUUUUUCAUUCUUUCUGUUUCCCUUUUUUCUUUUCUUUUUCAUUUUUUCUCACUUUCUCUUUCCUUUUAUUUUUCACUCUUUCUCCUUUUCCUUUCCUUUCUUUCUUCCCCUCGCUUUGA